GAACAUUUGUAUCUGCUUUCACCGUGCUGUGCGGAGCCCGGACCGACCUCCCUGACAGGCACAUGUGUUGUGUGUUCUGGCUGAACAUUGCUGCUGCUCUGAUUCAGAUCCUGACGGCAAUUGUGAUGGUUGGCUGGAUUAUGAGUAUAUUUUGGGGGAUGGACAUGGUCAUUCUUGCAAUCUCACAAGGCUACAAGGAACAGGGGAUCCCACAGCAGCUGUAG
Molecule: messenger RNA, 224 nt
Organism: Acanthisitta chloris (rifleman)
Lineage: Eukaryota; Metazoa; Chordata; Aves; Passeriformes; Acanthisittidae
Gene: STUM
Product: chromosome unknown open reading frame, human C1orf95
Exons: 3
Source: RefSeq, a predicted model, not a curated record